AAAGUCGGGGUGACAGGUCCACCAGAUCCUCAGAUGCGGUGUCCGUCAGUUAUUGAAUUUGGCAAGUUUGAAAUCCAGACGUGGUAUUCAUCUCCCUACCCCCAGGAGUACAGCAGACUACCCAAGCUGUACCUGUGCGAGUUCUGCCUGCGCUACAUGAAGAGUCGCAGCAUCCUCUACCAGCACAUGAAGAAGUGCAACUGGUUCCACCCCCCUGCCAACGAGAUCUACAGGAAGGAUGAUGUCUCUGUAUUUGAGGUUGAUGGGAAUGUGAGCACGAUCUACUGUCAGAACCUUUGUCUGCUGGCCAAGCUGUUCCUGGACCACAAGACCCUCUACUACGAUGUUGAGCCCUUCCUCUUCUACGUCCUGACACAGAACGACGGCAAAGGCUGCCACCUCGUCGGCUACUUUUCAAAGGAGAAGCACUGUCAACAGAAAUACAAUGUAUCAUGCAUCAUGAUUCUUCCACAGUACCAGCGCAGGGGCUAUGGACGCUUUCUCAUCGACUUCAGCUACUUAUUGUCAAAGCGUGAGGGACAGCCUGGCUCUCCAGAGAAGCCUUUGUCGGACUUAGGUCGACUGUCCUACAUGGCCUACUGGCGCAGCGUGGUGCUGGAGUGUCUCCACGAUGUCCGCGACCGGCAGAUCGCCAUACGACAGCUCAGCAAACUGACAGGGAUCUGCCCGCAGGACAUCACCACCACUCUGCACAGCCUCAACAUGCUGGAGCAGCGAGAAGAGAGACUCGUCCUGGUGCGAAGGGACAAGCUGGUGACGAAUCACAUGACUCGUCUCAAGGCUCGGCCGCGGCAGCUUGAGGUUGACCCCGAGUGUCUGCGCUGGACUCCCGUUAUUGUAACCAACACCGUGGUCUCUGACGCUGAUGGAGAUGAUGAUGAUGACGAGGAGGAUGAAGAACCCAAGAAAGACAACCACAAGGAGCACAUCAAACCAAUUCACAAGGUCCCCCCAAUGUCCUGGCACAUGCGCCAACGGAAGAAAAGGGAUGAAGAGGAGGAGGAUGACGAUGAAGAAGAGGAAAGGAAGGACUUUUUGGGGUUUCCCCUUAGCCAAAGCUCUCCAACUUCCCCUCCCAUCCGCUGUCCACCCCCUGUCCAAGAACCACCACGACCCCCUCCGCCAACAAAUGGAGAACGCAGACCACGGGGACGCCCACCCAAAAACUGGCCUUGGGGCAAGGUGAAGGACAGCACAAGGGUUGGAAGGCCACCUAAGAUUCGCCCUGUGGAGGAUGAUGACGAUGAAGAUGAGAGAACAGAGGGAGGAAAGGCCACUAGCUCUGCCACCGGCCCCCCCUCCCUUUUCUCCCUGGACAGACAAGAGUCUACAGCCUUUCACUCACUGGACAUGGCCCGACACCCCUCCAUAACCCCCACACGAAGAGGACGGCCCCCGCGGAAAAAGACAGGCCCAAAGCCCAGACUAAGUGAAGGGCCUGGUGAGGGGCUGCCACAGCUUCCUUUGGUUUCCAGGUUAAAUGAAUCGCCACCUGUCAGGAAGAGCUGCUUCAGUGAAAGCAGUGAAGAGGACGACGACGACGAUGAAGAUGACGAUGACAGGAGGGCAUGCUCCCCACCCAUCCUCACUAAGCCUGCUAUGGGGCUCAAAUGCAAGAAGCCCCUGAGGAAACGCCGCUUUCGCCAGCGCAGCCAUCCUCACAGCAGCGUGGUGACAGAGACCAUCUCUGAGACCACGGAGGUUCUGGACGAGCCUUUUGUAGACUCAGACUCAGAGAGGCCUAUGCCCAGGUUAGAGGAGGAGACACCACUGGGCCACCCACUGCGCCGUUACCCCCCAGCUCGCUCUACAUUGAGGUUGUCAGACCCAGCACCCAAAAGAGGCCGGCACUCCAACCUCUCAGAUUCAGAGGAAGACGAUCUGACACCUGUGCUGAAGCCUGUGGCUGCUCUGCCAGCAACUCCAUCAAAGACUCUAGCAGCCAACUCUGAGGUCCCAGUGAAGAAGAAGAAAGGCUGGCCCAAAGGAAAAAGCCGCAAGCCACUGCACUGGAAGAAACGGGGACCUGGUAAACCACCUUGUGGAGGGCCCAGCCAGAGAGGAGCUGCAGAUAACCAGGCCUUAAGCGGGGAUCCCCCACCCCCUAAAAUCAAGAUGAAGCCUGGCCGAAAGCCCCGCAGCUGGUACCUGCAGCGAGCCCAGGAAGAGGCCGAGAGGCAGGAGCAGGAAAGACAAAGACUGUUGGAGCAGCAGCUUGACAAAGACCCUCAGCUGCUCCAGAAAGACGAUCGUAACAGCAAGAGAGUCUGCUUAACCAGCACUGACAGAGACAACAAACACAAAGACUCAGACGAAGAGGACGACUAUCUACCUAAGCCUGUUGAGCAGAAGGUGCCCAAGAGGCGAGGGAGACCUCCCAAGAACCGUGCCCUCUGCCAGCCGCCACAGCCUGCCCCUAAACCCCCUCCCACCUCAGAGCCAGAGGAGGAAGAGGAGGAGGACGAAGAGGAGGAGAAUGAAAGAGCCUGGGAGGAGGACAAACCGAGCCGUCCACCGUCCCGUCCCCUGCUGUCCCCUUCAUCCUCCUCUUCCACAUCAGGGCCCAGGGCCCCACAGUCCCGGCCUCAGGACACAGAUAUGGGCGACAGGGAAGAAGAUGAUGAUGAUGAUGAGAGGGAGGAAGAAGAGUGUGGCAGCAUAGGCAGCGUUAGCAUCAACAGACGAACAGCAGUCACACCAGGUUCAGGAAGCAGGCGCAGUGAAGACCACGAUGCAGACGAUGAAGGUGAUGGACACUUGGAGGAAAAGAGCAACAGCAGCAACAACAGCAAUAAGAAAAGAAAGAGUCAGGACUCGGAAGAUGACGACGAUGAUGAAGACGAGGAGGAGGAGCCUGCCUCCAGGUCAAGCUCUCCUCCAGUCAAAGAAGAACCCCAAGGUGGAGAGGCUUUUUUAGACAUGGAGAACAGCGUAGCCCGGGACUAUGUCAGCAAGCAGGAGGAGGAAGAAGAAGAGGAGGAGGAGGAGGCUGAAGAGUGUCGGCCCUCCUCAGCUGACCCGCAGCAGGAGGAGCGGCGGCGCAGAGAGCAGGAGGAGUCUGCUGCGGCUGCUGCGGCAGUGGAGACAGUCACAGCUAUGUCUGUUCCCUCUGAGCCCAUGGAGCUCCAGCCUCUGCACCCGGACGACAAGGUGGUCACGCUUUUGAUGGAACCCCAGCACACACACCCACACUCCCACCCUCACCAGCAGUCUGACUUCAAAGAGGAGCUGAGCCACCAUCACCCACACCACCCCCACCACCACUCUAACGAGCUGGACCUGGAGACUAUGCAGGCCGUCCAGUCCCUCACGCAGGGGGAAGCCCAGGACGAAGAGACUGAGCCCCAACCACACCACGGGGCUUACCAGGACUGUGAGGAGACUCUAGCUGCCUGCCGAACCCUGCAGAGUUACAGCCACACAGGGGAGACGGAGGAGGAGGCCCUGGCCUUAGUGGAAGAGUGUGGGGCCCCCCAGCACAGCAGUCCCCUCCCCAAUCCCCCUGUACCACCCCUACCCAGUCAGUCUGUGCGCUCGGUGAACAGUCCGGGUUUGCCCUCAGGUAUCAUGGACACAACAUCAGCUGGGCAGAGGGGAGGGACACCUAUCCCUCCGGGAGCAGGGGGCAAUGGUGGAGGUGCUGGAACAGGUUACACCCAAAUUACACCGGAGCAUCCUAGCUCUCUGUCUGCUCCAUCCCAGCAGAACAUGGAGACGUCGCCGAUGAUGGACGUGCCAUCUGUAUCGGACCACUCGCAGCAGGUGGUUGACAGCGGCUUCAGUGACUUGGGCAGCAUAGAGAGCACCACAGAGAACUAUGACAACCCCAGCAGCUAUGACUCCACCAUGGGUGGAGGGGGUAAUGGAACAGGGAAUGGGGGAAACGGAGGAGGAAUGUCAGCUGCUGUUGUUGCAGGAGCUUCCACAGCUUCUUCGUCUUCAGCCUCCUCUUCUUCCAGCUCGGCAACACCAUCCUCCUCCUCCCAGUCCAACAGCUGCUCCUUUGUGCCAGCCCCCACCCUCACAUCACCCACAGGUACCGGAGGAGCCCAGCUAGCGAUGGGCAGCUGUAGCCUCAUUCAGCAAACAGGACCAGGGCCCAACAGUGGGCCAGGGGCCAGUAACGUAGGCAGCGGUGUGCCCCAACCCCCACCACCAUCCAACACCCCCAGCUGUGGCAUUAAGUCUCCUCAGAGCUGUGGUGUUAUUGAAAGGCCUCCCAGCACCAACCAGCAGCAGCAGCAGCAGUCCCAAAAAAAGGUUCCUCAGCAGCCUACACAGCAGCAAGCCCCCAACCCUCAGCCUCCACCCUCAGCACCGCCACCACCACCACAGCAACAGCAGCAGGCCUUGUCCCAGUGUAGCAUGGGUAACGGCUUUGCCUCCACGCCCAUGAUCAUGGAGAUACCAGAGAGUGGAGGUGGAGGAGGAGGCCGCGCCCUCUAUGAGCGCAUGGGCCAGGAUUUUGGCACAGGAGGCUACCCACAACCCUCUGCAACAUUCAGCUUGGCCAAACUCCAGCAGCUCACCAACACCAUCAUGGACCCCCAUGCCAUGCCCUACUCUCACUCAGCCUCAGUCACCUCCUAUGCCACAAGUGUUUCUCUGUCCAACCCGGGGCUGGCCCCUUCACCCCACACUCCUCUCCCUCAGGGCCAGCCAACUAUGACGCCACCUCCCAACCUUAGCUCUGGCUCCAUGAAUCUAGGCUCCUUGCAGCUGCAGUGCAACAUGCCCACCACCAACAUUGGCCUGGGGCCCCCACCACACACUCAGAGGCUACAGGGCCAGAUGGCUACAGUCAAAGGCCACAUUUCCAUACGGUCCAAAGCCACCCAGCAGCUUGCCCCAGCCCCACACCAGCAGCAGCUCUAUGGCCGCAGCUCAGGGGCCGUGGCCAUGCAGGGCACGCCACGCACCUUGGCCGUGCAGCGUGGCAUGAUGCCAAAUCUCAUGCCCACACCGGCACCGUACAAUUCCAUGAACAUGACACCCCUGAACGCCAUGUCUGCCGGCUACCGAAUGCCCCAACCCAUGAUGAACAGUGGUUAUCACGGCAAUCCCCCUUACAUGAACCAGCCAGCUCAGUACCCCAUGCAGAUGCAGAUGGGCAUGAUGGGAGGGCAGGGUUACCCACAGCAGCCUAUGCAGCCCAAUCACCACGGCAACAUGAUGUACACCGGCCCCUCCCAUCACAGCUAUGCUGGUGUCCCAAAGCAGUCACCGUACAUGAGUAGAUGAGCAGCCAGGAACUGAAAAAGGAGACACUCGGCCAGAGCUGAUUCUUGCUGUACUCUCAAUGUACAAUACUCCUGUUAACCCUCUCCGGUGCCUCGGGGGGGUACCAGGAAGAGCGGGUGAAAGAAACAGAGAGGGUCCUGUGGGGUUCCUGUUUUUCUAUGUUGACAUUUCGUCCCCUUUUAUUUGGGCUCGUCUCCCCACCCCUUCCAGCUGGCUGUGUAUGGGAGCAAGUCUGAAGGGUUUCUUGCUCGGGGUGUGUACAUGGACCACGACAGUGCCAUGCUGCUUCGUGUCAGGCCUACACAGUCGGCAAACGUGGCAUCACACAGACGCAGGAGUCUCCACCUCCUCAUCAAGUGCAGGAGGAGAGACGGGGAGUACAAGAACAACGAGGAAAGACAAAUCAGGAAUACCUUGCUUUGUCAGACUGCGAAUCAAAACUGAAUAUAUUCAAACAUGCACACAAUCUUUUAAUUAAAAUAGGAAGCCUUACCUUGAAAAAAGAAAGACAGUGAAACAUAGUAGGCGGAUUCUUGUCUUGUUUUGUUUUGUUAAACAUGAUGUUAAAUCUUAUUUUUGUUGUCGAUGUUUUUGUUGAUUGUUUUUUUAAAAACUUGUGUGCAGUCAGACCUCUUAUAUGCUUUGGUCUUUAUAUGUGCAGUGAUAGACCCUCGUGCUCUCUCAGAAAUACCCAGACAUCUCUGCAGGCCACCCGGUCACACAGCUUUUCACCUGGUUCCAGAAAAGCAUAGGAGCCAAAGCCUCCGGUGUGUGAGCUGUUUUUUAGAGUCUCUGUCUUCCUGGAAUGGACAGUGUUGUUGUACCAAAACACAGCAAAGACACAAAGGAGACGAGCGCGUUACUGUCCAUUUUAUGUCCAUAAAUUAAACAAGUAGCAUUAUUUUCCAGUUUGCCGCCACUCGUUUAGAUGUAAAUAUUCUGGUACUUCCCAAUAUCCAGCACACACACACAUACACACACACACACACACUGGCUAGCUGUCGCCAACUGGUGGCUGGCUCAGGAAGCAUUCAGCUGUUCCACACUCCACUGACAGUCGGUGUACAACGUCAGCCUUUUUUUUUAGCAGUUUAGGAAAUGCAGAACAAACGGUGGGAUUCCCAUUGAACUGCUUUAAAGGAAACUAUAGCUGACUUCCCCUCCUUAAGUGUUAGUGACCCAAAGAGGUCGAGGAGUCUGCUUUUGAAUGGUGUAUUCUGUUGAUACUGUAAUUUUUUUUGUUCUUUUUUUGCAAAAAUCUGCACUCCAAUUGGCUAGAAACGUGGCAGUAAGACAGUAUGCCUUUUAUAAAAGGUGUGCUUAAAUGCCUGAUCUAGUGCAUGGACUGGCCCUCGCAUAGAGAGGCACACUCUACACAUGAAAGCAGGGUCAGAG
Molecule: messenger RNA, 6657 nt
Organism: Paralichthys olivaceus (Japanese flounder)
Lineage: Eukaryota; Metazoa; Chordata; Actinopteri; Pleuronectiformes; Paralichthyidae
Source: RefSeq, a predicted model, not a curated record